Cuscuta europaea is the source of this 1376-nucleotide messenger RNA. The record is from the annotation of a GenBank genome assembly. Lineage: Eukaryota; Viridiplantae; Streptophyta; Magnoliopsida; Solanales; Convolvulaceae.
AUGCGACUCGACGGGAUCCAGAUGGAACUGAAAUCCAUCUAACUAGGGAUGGACUCGGUUCGGGCCGGACCCGGUUCAGGCCUUGAACCGGUCAGGCCUCGAUUCAAGUUUUUGCAGGCUCCGUGUCAAUCUCAUUGGGAUGCAGCAUUGCGGGUGGUCCGCUAUUUAAAAAGCUCUCCAGGACAAGGUAUUCUUAUGCAUGCUAAUAGUGAUCUUUCCCUCACUGGUUGGUGUGGCUCUGAUUAGAUUGGCUGUCCAAUUACUAGACGGUCUUUAUCUGGUUGGCUAGUCUUUCUUGGUCACUCGUCUGUCUCCUGGAAAACUAAAAAGCAAUCAAUUAUGUCUCGUUCUUCGCCAGAAGCUGAGUAUCAUGCUAUGGCUGCUGCGACAUGGGACCUCAAAUGGCUCAAGGCUUUACUACUAAGUCUCGGUGUUCAUCACCGCAAAGUCAUUCCUCUUUUUUUGUGAUAGUCAGUCUGCUUUGCAUAUUGUUAGGAACCCGGUUUUUCAUGAACGCACGUAACAUAUUGAAGUGGACUGUCAUUUUGUUCGUAAUGUUAUCAAGGAUGGACUUAUCUCUCCCAGUUAUGUUCCUAUGACUGUGCAGGUCUCGGAUAUUUUGACUAAAGCUCUUGGGAAGACACAAUUUCAUUAUCUCUUAUGCAAGUUGGGCAUUUUAAACCUCAUGCUCCAACUUGAGGAGCAGGGGAUAUGGGAUCAAUUCUAUUUUUGGAUGGGAAAUAUUCUAGCCUUAACGGCAGUAGCUUUAUUAGUAUAUAUGUAUGCACCAGCGAACAUAUGUAAUACAAGACUCAUAUUAUUAUUCUUUCCCAAAUCAGUUUAUUGGCAGAAGCUGUGGCGGCGGGAGGUGGUGAAUGGGAUGUUAUGGGCGUCGGGCGGUGCAGCUGUGCUGGUGCGAAAAUUGAAACAUUUUUGGGCUACCACCGACGACGAUUCAUAUGCUUUUCUGGAAAGAAUGAAAGAAACAAAUAAAGAAAUGAAUUGGAAAGAGCAUAUACCGGUAGGAGGAGACCAUCGAAGAAGAAGCCAACCGGAAAAGAAGAAAGGAUAAAAGAAAGAAGGAAAUGCUCAACAACAUAGAGAAUCGUCAUUUAAAUCGUCAGUGGUACAAAAUAGAGAAUCGUCAUUUAAAUCGUUCGAAUUACUAGUUCCAAAUUACUAAAAGGAGAUAAUCUGUUGAUCAUGUAUUAAAAAUAUGAUUAUUCAUUUGAACAAAGAAAAUAUGCUUAUAAAUGCUAAUGGAAAACCAUAGCCACAUUUAUAUCUAUACUACAUAGGUUUUGGUUCAAAUAAGAACACAAUCUUACGAAAGAAAUGAGAAUGAAUCUGGACCGUUAGAUUUGCUUUAAAUAAAU